AUGGCUGGUAUUACGCAAGAUUCCACAAAAUUCCAUACCAUUGUCGCAUCUAUUGAAAGCAGUAUUUUGGAGAAGGUAUCAAACAUCAUCGUCGAUCCUCCUGCGGAAAACAUGUACGACACGCUUAAGGAAAAACUUAUUAGCAGUUUUUCGGAUUCAGAGGAGAAGCGUCUCAAGAAGCUUUUGACUAACGUUGAACUUGGAGACAAGAAGCCUUCAGAGUUAUUAUCCGAAAUGCGGUCUUUGUCUCAAGGUAAGGUUUCAAACGACAUUUUGAAGCAGUUGUGGAUGCAACGUCUUCCUUCACAAAUGAAGGCGAUAUUGUCAGUUAGUGAAGAUAGUCUUGACAAAUUAUCAACGAUGGCCGAUAAGAUUGCGGAUAGCAGUGAAUCGGAUGUGUGCAGCUUUUCUCCAUCGAGCACUCGUUUAGAGGAAAUUGAAAAGAAAUUGCAAACGCUCUGCACGCAGAUAAAUUCCUUCAGGAAGUCAAGAAGCCGUAGCAAGUCAUCAUCAUCAAGGAAUAGACGGUCAAAUUCCGGAAGCAAAUCAAAACCUUAUUGUUGGUAUCAUUUCAAAUUUGGGGAGAAAGCCAGAAAAUGUCUUGCUCCAUGCAAUUAUAAGCCUCCAACUUCGGAAAACUGA
Messenger RNA from Musca domestica (house fly), 642 nucleotides. RefSeq lists its product as uncharacterized. The transcript has a single exon. NCBI's taxonomy places the organism in Eukaryota, Metazoa, Arthropoda, Insecta, Diptera, Muscidae. The coding region runs from base 1 to 642 and encodes 213 amino acids. The record is from RefSeq and is a predicted model, not a curated record.